AUAUAUAUAAAUAUUAAAUUGAAUGAGUACACCAAUUAAGAUUGUGAUGCUUGGAGAGGGUGAGUCAUAUUGAUUUAAUCUUUAGGCAGAGUAGGCAAGACUUGUUUAACUUUAAGAUAUUGUUAAGAUCAAUUUAAUGAGAAUUAAGAAUCAUCAGUCAAUGCCACAUAUUUUGAUAAAGUUGUAGAUCUUGGAGGUGGUAAAGACAUUAAAUUAGCAAUAUGGGUAUAUAAAUAUUUAAUUUUUAAAGGACACUGCAGGUUAAGAAAUAUUUCAUGCAUUGACCACAGUAUAUUAUAGAGAUGCAUAUGGAGCUGUACUUGUUUAUGAUGUCACUUAUAAAGAAUCAUUUCUUAAAGUAUAACAUUCAAAUCAACUUAUAGGUUGAAAAAUGGGUAGAAGAGUUAAGACAAUUUGGAACUAAAGAUAUUUCAAUUGUUGUUGCAGGAAAUAAAUGUGACAUGAAAAAUUAAAUGUAAAUUGAUAAAAACGAAGUCGAAGAAUAUUGCAAAAAGAUUGGAGCAAAACAUUUCUUUACUUCAGCCAAAGCUGGGAUUGGAAUUACUGAAUUAUUUAGAUCUUUAGGCGAAAGUAUACAUUAAAUUAACUUAGGCAUCUCAAUCAAAGUCUAGGCUUAAGAAAGCAAAGGCAAGAAAAAGAAAGGUCUCUAAAUCAAAGAUGUUAAAGACACUAAGAAAUCAAACUCAAAAAAUGAUGGAUGUUGUUGAAUUAACAUACGG
Paramecium primaurelia is the source of this 740-nucleotide messenger RNA. Lineage: Eukaryota; Ciliophora; Oligohymenophorea; Peniculida; Parameciidae. The record is from the annotation of a GenBank genome assembly.